AUGGACCGUUUUCGAGAGCCACCAACCCACGGUGCAAUGUGCGACAUUCUUUGGUCAGAUCCGACGGAAGACUUCGGUCAGGAACGAUCAAAUAACCACUUUUCGCAAAAUACAGUCCGCGGUUGCUCCUUCUUCUACUCCUACUCAGCAGUCUGUUCUUUCCUUCAGGCCAACAACCUUCUUUGCCUCAUUCGUGCUCAUGAGGCCCAAGAUGCUGGGUAG
This is a messenger RNA of Rodentolepis nana, 222 nucleotides long. NCBI's taxonomy places the organism in Eukaryota, Metazoa, Platyhelminthes, Cestoda, Cyclophyllidea, Hymenolepididae. The record is from the annotation of a GenBank genome assembly.